UUAAUACUUCAACUUCUUUGCUCUCUGUGUGCAAUAUUUGACACUAUGUUGUCACGACAUCAACACAUGUUAUUGGCGGAAUUGACAGUGUUAGUCACACACAGUCAGAGAGCCACAAACUGACAGCUGUCAAGGAAAACGGCUCAUUCAUUGUGGGUCGUGGACAAGUGGACGUGGUCAUUAUACUUUACUCUUUGUAUCGUGGUGUUUAUUUUAUUUUGUUCAUUUUGAUUUUGGGUGAUAUUUUGGGAUUGUGACUAAGUACAACAUAAAAAUGAUUUGUACAAAACCACACUAUAAGAUGGAGGAUGGCAUGGACAUAGAGGAACAUGAUCUGUUGAACAACCCUACUGUGAGGAGUGUGUUUCCAGAUCUUGCCGUUCUCAAACAAGAAAUAAUUGAUUUUGAUACAAGUGAAGGUGUAGCACCAGGAACAUUUACAACCCUGGAAGUACCAAAGAGAAAUAAAUACAAAAAUCAACUACACAAUUUAACGGUAUACAGUGGGAAUCAUCCUACCGAGUGCUCCACUCAAGACCUGGAUGUGAAACCUGACCACCUGUGUACUGACCUGGAUGACACAAUAACUGUCAAGCGCAACAGUUUGACAGAAUUUCAUGAAGUUGAAACUGAAAUCAAGAAGGAAUCAGAGAAUGUUGUACCAAAUGAAUUGCCAUUUUACAGAAACAGAAUUAUACUUGGCAAGAUACAAGUAGAUGAGUCUGACGAAGAACGAGAAACUGAUGCACCAGGUGACUGUAAUAAUGUUGUAAACAACAAAUCAAACAAUGAUCAAGAUUUGGCAGUGUCAAUAUACACUGAUGAAAAUAGAAGCAUGAGGAUAACUAAACAGCAUUAUGAAAAAAAGGAUAAAUGUUUGAGAGCGAAAAUUAUUUUAACAAACUGUUAUACAACUCUAUUGAACAACAACUGUUACUGUGCUCAGUGUGCAGUGUUGUUCCCUACCACUGAAGCGUAUAGUGAACAUUACACGAGCACACACACCGAUACCACUCACUCAAAUAAAGCCUCGGCUUCUCUUGUGAAACGUAAACAAAUCAUAUACCCACGUGAGAAAGCAUUUGUGUGUGACUCCUGCACGAAAACAUUCAGCAAAAAAACCAGCUUGAUAAAGCACAUUUUAAUUCACACUGGCGAAAAGCCAUUCGAGAGUGACAUUUGCAAGAAAACAUCGAGGCAUCGGACUGCAAUGAAAAGACACAAGUUACUUCACACUGGGGAAAAGCCCUUCCAGUGUGACAUUUGCGCGAAAACAUUCAACCUUUUAAGUAGUUUAAAGAGACACAAGUUACUUCACACUGGCGAAAAGCCAUUCCAGUGUGACAUUUGCACGAAAUCAUUUAACCAAAUAUAUAAUUUGAAGACCCACAAGUUAACUCACACUGGCGAAAAGCCAUUCGAGUGUGACAUUUGCAUGAAAUAUUUUAGACAAAUAAGUCAUUUGAAGAACCACAAGUUACAUCACACUGGAGAGAAACCUUUCCAGUGUGAAACCUGCAAGAAAACAUUCAAAUAUGUAUCAGUUUUAAAACAACACAAGUUAACUCACACUGGCGAAAAGCCAUUCGAGUGUGACAUUUGCAACAAAACAUUUAACCAAAUAAGAAAUUUAAAGAAACACAAGUUACUUCACACUGGCGAAAAGCCAUACAAGUGUGACAUUUGCACGAAAUCAUUCUACCUAAGACAUCAUUUGAAGCGCCACAAGUUAGUUCACACUGGCGAAAAGCCAUUAGAGUGUGACAUUUGCAUGAAAAGAUUUAGACAUAGUUAUAAUUUGAAGAGCCACAAGUUAGUUCACACUGGCGAAAUGCCAUUUCAGUGUGAAAUUUGCACGAAAUUAUUUAACCAAAUAAGUCAUUUGAAGCGCCACAAGUUAGUACACACUGGCGAAAAGCCAUUCCAGUGUGACAUUUGCACGAAAUCAUUUAACCAAAUAAGUCAUUUGAAGCGCCACAAGUUAGUUCACACUGGCGAAAAGGCGUUCCAGUGUGACAUUUGCACGAUAUCAUUUAGCCAAAUAUGUCAUUUGAAGAACCACAAGUUAGUUCACAGUGGCGAAACGCCAUUCCAGUGUGACAUUUGCACGAAAUCAUUUACCCAAAGAGGCAAUCUUAAGAAGCACAUGUUACAUCACACUGCACCCCAGUCAUAGCUAUGAUU
Messenger RNA from Plutella xylostella (diamondback moth), 2184 nucleotides. RefSeq lists its product as uncharacterized. Gene Ontology annotation, biological process: regulation of transcription by RNA polymerase II. NCBI's taxonomy places the organism in Eukaryota, Metazoa, Arthropoda, Insecta, Lepidoptera, Plutellidae. The record is from RefSeq and is a predicted model, not a curated record. Gene Ontology annotation, cellular component: nucleus. Gene Ontology annotation, molecular function: RNA polymerase II cis-regulatory region sequence-specific DNA binding; DNA-binding transcription activator activity, RNA polymerase II-specific.